AUGAAGAUCGGACUACUUGGCGCCGUCGCGGUCGCGACCACCGUCUUCGCGGAUCUCCACACUGUCUUGACCCUGAAGCAUCUCAUGGAGAGCACGAUUGCCUACCACGAGAGCCUGACCGCAUUCGACGGCACCUACGCCAAAGGCAUCUCCCUGUGGAGAAAGUCGGGAGACCUCGUCAACACCCUCAAGGCCGCAGGGGCUCAUCCGAAUGCAUCUCUCCACGAGCGACUCACUCCAGAGGAAGACGAACAACUUGAGCAAGAAGGAUUCGACGUCGCAUACAGCCUAGUUCGAGAGACCCAUGCCGCCAUUGACACCGCGAUGUCUAAGAAACCCCUGUUGGACGGAAUUCCUCUGCUCGGCAAGCGCAUUGCCCUCCAAUACUUUAAGAAUAUGCACCAGGCGGCGUCUCACUUGGGCGGUUUGUUUGGCCCAAAAGCAAGCGAAGGUCGGCGGCAUGAAUCGCAGGCCCUUGUUGAGCAGCUUGAUGAUGAGUUCAAGAGAGGGCUGGCCGCUUUCAAGAAGUGA
Purpureocillium lilacinum is the source of this 531-nucleotide messenger RNA. RefSeq lists its product as uncharacterized. The record is from RefSeq and is a predicted model, not a curated record. NCBI's taxonomy places the organism in Eukaryota, Fungi, Ascomycota, Sordariomycetes, Hypocreales, Ophiocordycipitaceae.